UCACGCAGCCGUAGCACUGAUGGCUUAAAUCUGACCUCUGACACCGGGCGUAUACAGUGUUUGUGACUUCACCGAAGAGGAACUAUUAUGGACAUGAUUGCGGGGCUGAGAUAGAACUCUACCACACUUUCGUCAGUCAGCAUCUCGACUUAUUGGAACCACUACAUGAGAAGCUCCUUCGGAUUCGUAAUGAAGCGCUGGGUCGUACAAACCGUUGCUUUUUAGAUUUAAGAACACCAGAUAAUGUGAUAAUGGCGAACUGACUGUGAGUAAUUGCGUCUUAAUAGUGUCCAAUUUGUCAGAGACAAGCAUGGUGUACUGCAGGGAGAGCGGUUUCAGUCUACUUGUUUCUGUGUUUUCCCUAUCAAUAGCAGCUGGAUUAUGUCCCUUCUGGAACGACAGUAUAGAUGACGUGAUCAGAGAUCCCAAGACGGGACACGUGUAUACGGCUGGAGAUAAGGGCAUAAGUCACUGGUCGGAAAAUCUCACUUUCAUAAGCUGUGUUGGCUGGGGCGGUGGUGAAAGAGACCGUGAUGCUGUCAUGGCGAUGGCGUUACAUCCUGGCUCACCUCGUCUGCUCGCGUGCUCCACAGCUCGUGACGGUCUCUGUGCUGUGUACAAUACGUUGAAUAUCACUCAGAGGCAGUGGAUGAACAAUGGAACUAACGACAGCUACAUCAACAGCCGUUCCGUUCUGCUGUUUCUUGGCAAUGUAACAGUGAUAGUAGCGUCAUCAAUUACUGGUACAUCCACGUCGCCCGUCCCCGUGCUGUCGUACCGACGUCUGUCUCUCCCAGAACAAGGCACACCCAGCAUGAACAUCAGUAACAAUCAGUCUGUCACAUCCAGAACAACAGGAAAAUACGAUUUAAAGUUCAUAUCAGGAUUCACCAAGGAGAAUUUCACAUAUUUGCUUACAACCCAGAAUGAAACGUCAAAUGUCUCAACCCGACUCAUCAUGUUUUGCACAAGUGACAGUUCUUUGUUGCCUGUAGUGGACAUGUUACUGUCUUGUAGAACCAUGGACCACACCACAUUCAACCUUGGCCUGGCUAUGGCGGAUACCGGAAGCUCCAUAACUGUGAGUUUUGGAAGGAACGCUAACGGAACUGAAUUUGUGAAAGAUCCCUCCCUAGGAUCCGUUCUUUGCCAGUAUAGGUUUGAUCACCUUAAGAAAGUAGGUUCUGAUGCACUGGAACUCAAAACAUCUGAAAACGUGACGUGGGCAGAUGUCAUAUGUAACCCUAAGGUUGAUGGUGAAGCAAAGCAAUCAAUGUGCCAACCGGGACAAUCUCAAGGUGCAUGCAAAAUACAGGAACACGAUAAUCUCCUUAACAAGCUACCACCGGAAAAAUUCAACUCGGUCUACAGAAACAAAACCACUGUAAUCGCCACAGUUCUGUCGAGUGAAGACGGAAAGGUCAUCGUUGCCACUUCCGAUGGAGAUCUACUGCAAUUUACGAAUGCAAGUGAUGGCAACCUUACGUUAAGCGGCGACGUCAGUGACAGUUUCCCGCCACAUUCUAUCGUCGUCCGAGACAGGAAAGACUCCCUGCGUCUCUUUGACACCAAGAUGAAGGAGGUCGACAUCUGUGAAGGCAAACGCUGUGAGGAAUGUAGUCGUACUCUUCGUUGUGGUUGGUGCAAAGGUUGUAUGUUCCGAGAGGCAUGCGUAAACAACACGUGUAAAGUCCAGACAUGGUAUCCACAGAAGGGCCCGAAAUCUGGGGGAACAGUCAUCACGUUCGAGGGAUGCGGCUUCAAUACCACAGACAGUCGAUAUGAGCAAAUAAAAGUAGCUUGCAGCAAGUGUAAUAAGCUAGAGAACAAUAGUUCCACCACAAUGCAAUGUAAAGUAGAGAAAUUAAAUUGCGGUGACAAUACGAAUGUCCAAACAGGUGUUGUCACGAAGGUCGAGUUUCCUGACUGUACACUUGGAAAUUUUACAAUCAAGCCAGACCCAAACAUCGCAGAUGUCUUCCCGAAAUCAUCCAUACAAAGUGGGGGCCUUACAAUCACAGUCGUUGGGAAAAACUUUGACGUGAUACAACAGCCGCGGAUUGCAAUAACUGUACUGAACAAGACAGAAAAUGGGAACUGUGCCACAAAUGGAACUACUGGUAAAGUCCUUUGUGAGACGCCAUUCUUCCCACUGGAAAAGCAAAAUGAAACAACAGGCACCCUCCGUGUUAUAAUGGACGCGGUGACACGUGAUUUCAACUUCACCAUUUAUCCAGACCCAGUUUUACCAACACUGGGGGGUAAGCUCUUCCAAGGAAGUAAAUUAAACAUUCAUGCUAAGCUCGAUGGCGUCAACGAAACAGAUGUUCGAGUCGAAAUUGGCCGCAGCAACUGUACUGAUGUUCAUUUCAAUGGCACGCUGAUCUCUUGUAUGCCAGAUUGGACGGUUCGAGAAAAGACGCGACAGAAUAUCACGGUUAAAGUAGGCAGAAAUCUUACCCUGGAUGCAGGCUAUGUUGUGUUUGUAAUUCACGGGCCGCCAUCUAAUCACGACGUUAUCAUCGGGAGCGUGGUAACACUCGCUAUCAUUAUCAUCAUUGUUGUCGCCGGAGCAGCCGUCUGUGUCAAGGAGUACAAGUCUGCUCUGCAUUCUCGUCUGCAAUCAGAGUUGACAUCAACUACAGCAGAUGACAGAGUACUGAAUACCUACUUCCUGCUGGAACCCAGGGUCAAGGAGACACUGUCACCGGAACUGAUGCAACGUAUUGAGCAGAACAAGGUCAUCGUGCCCUUUUCAAGGCUGCAACUUCGAGCUACGAUAGGUUCAGGCAACUUCGGGUGUGUGUACGAAGGUUUGUUGUACGCAGAAGAUGAUCAUGAAGAUGGGGGUGAGAAAGUCGCUAUCAAAACAAUGCAGGAUAACAGCCAGAAUAUGGAUCUUGCUAGCUUUGUGGAGGAAGCACUGGUCAUGAAGGGCUUUGACCAUGAGAAUGUCCUGAGGCUGUUGGGGAUCUCUGUGAACCAAAGUCAACAGCCCAUGGUGAUUCUCCCCUUCAUGGCCAAUGGGGAUCUCAUGUCGUUCGUCUCAAAAGACGAGAAGGAGGUGCGGGUGUUCGACAUCCUGAGAUGGGGUGUGGAUAUUGCCGAGGGCAUGAACUACCUGUCAUCUCUUAAACUGGUUCAUAGGGACUUGGCGGCCAGGAAUUGUAUGCUUGAUGACAACCUGCGCGUGAAGGUGGCAGACUUUGGAUUGUGCAGAGACAUCUACGAGAAAGGUUACUACACCAGCGACAACAAGAAGAAGCUGCCAAUCCGCUGGAUGGCGCCAGAGAGCAUGGAGAGAGGAAGCUACAGCUCCAAGUCUGACGUGUGGUCCCUGGGGGUGGUUCUGUGGGAGAUGCUGACACGUGGUGCCACGCCCUACCCAGGGGUGGAAGUUUGGGACAUUGCGCGCUAUCUGCAGUAUGGACGACGCCUCCAACAGCCGUGGUUCUGCAGUAAUGAACUGUAA
This is a messenger RNA of Haliotis rubra (blacklip abalone), 3472 nucleotides long. RefSeq names its product hepatocyte growth factor receptor-like. Gene Ontology annotation, cellular component: signaling receptor complex. Gene Ontology annotation, molecular function: ATP binding; transmembrane receptor protein tyrosine kinase activity; protein binding. The transcript is spliced from 16 exons. Gene Ontology annotation, biological process: multicellular organism development; cell surface receptor protein tyrosine kinase signaling pathway; positive regulation of kinase activity. Bases 311 to 3472 code for a protein of 1053 amino acids. The record is from RefSeq and is a predicted model, not a curated record. Lineage: Eukaryota; Metazoa; Mollusca; Gastropoda; Lepetellida; Haliotidae.